AUGAAAACUUCAAAGGCAUCCCAGCGCUACAGAAGCAUCCGGAGAAACGCCAGUCAGUGCUACCUCUACCAGGACUCCCUGCUGCUUGGUAACUCAGAUGACAGCUUUAAUGCUGAUGAAACGGGGGACAGCAAUGAUCCGGAGCAAAUCUUCCAGAAUAUACAGUUCCAGAAAGAUCUCAUGGCCAACAUCCGUUGCAGACCCUGGACCAUGGGACAGAAGCUGCGGGCGCUGAGACGAGCAAAAGAGAUUGUGCUGAAGUUUGAAGGGAGGUUGACUAGGACGCGAGGCUACCAAGCAGCAGGAGCAGAGCUCUGGCGGAAAUUCGCCCGUUUGGCCUGCAACUUUGUGGUCAUCUUCAUCCCCUGGGAAAUGAGGAUAAAGAAAAUUGAGAGUCACUUCGGAUCUGGUGUGGCCUCCUACUUCAUCUUCCUGAGGUGGUUAUUCGGAAUUAACAUAGUGCUCACAGUGAUGAUGGGUGCUUUCGUUGUCAUUCCCGAGUUAAUUGCAGGCCAGCCCUUUGGAAGCACAGCCAGCAAGACCAUUCCGCAGGAGCAGGUCAUGUCUGCACAGGAUUUGGACACUGUCUGGUCCCUGGGGGGCUACCUUCAGUACUCCGUCCUGUUCUAUGGGUACUAUGGAAGAGAGAGGAGGAUUGGGAGAGCCGGCUACCGCCUGCCCUUGGCAUAUUUCCUGGUGGGGAUGGCAGUGUUUGCCUACAGCUUCAUCAUCCUCUUAAAAAAAAUGGCUAAGAACUCGCGCACCAGCCUGGCCAGUGCUUCCAAUGAAAACUACACCUUCUGCUGGAGGGUAUUUUGUGCCUGGGAUUACCUCAUUGGGAACCCAGAGGCUGCAGAGAGCAAAACAGCCGCCAUUGUGAACAGCAUUAGGGAGGCCAUAUUGGAAGAACAAGAAAAGAAAAAACAUAAAAACAUGGCGGUGACUGUCUGCCUGAGAAUCAUCGCCAACAUCCUGGUGCUCCUCUCGCUGGCUGGGAGCAUCUAUCUCAUCUACUUUGUGGUGGACCGGUCCCAGAAGCUGGAACAGUCAAAGAAGGAGCUGACACUUUGGGAAAAGAACGAGGUGAGUGUGGUGGUCUCCCUUGUCACCAUGAUAGCACCAUCUGCCUUUGACCUUAUUGCUGCCUUGGAGAUGUACCACCCCAGGACGACGCUACGCUUCCAGUUAGCAAGGGUCCUGGUUCUGUAUCUAGGCAAUCUCUACAGCUUGAUCAUUGCCCUUCUGGACAAAGUGAACAGCAUGAACAUUGAGGAAGCUGCUACCAAAAACAUCACAAGCCAUUGGGCAGAUCCUUCCACCUUCUAUGCCACCAGAAUGGUGCCUGAAGAAGCGCAGUGGCCCACACCCGGGGAAGGAGUGGAGCUCAGGAGAAACGCCAGCACAUGGGUCUUGGAAGAGACAAGCAUUCUGACUACCAUCAUGCCCCACACAAAGGCCAACAAGACGGUGCCCUACAUGCAGAGCCCCCAAGGACAGUGCUGGGAGACAUAUGUUGGCCAGGAGAUGCUGAAGCUGUCCGUCAUUGACAUGCUCUUCACGGUGGCCAGCAUCCUCCUCAUUGACUUCUUCAGAGGACUUUUCGUGCGCUACCUAAGCGACUAUUGGUGUUGGGACCUGGAAAGCAAGUUUCCUGAAUAUGGGGAAUUCAAGAUCGCGGAGAAUGUGCUGCACCUAGUCUACAAUCAAGGCAUGAUUUGGAUGGGGGCCUUCUUCUCUCCGUGCCUACCAGCUUUCAAUGUCCUCAAGCUCAUCGGGCUGAUGUACCUGAGGAGCUGGGCAGUGCUGACCUGCAAUGUCCCGCACCAGCAAGUGUUUCGAGCCUCCAGAUCCAACAACUUCUACCUGGCCAUGCUCCUGUUCAUGCUCUUCCUCUGCAUGCUGCCAACCAUCUUUGCCAUUGUCCACUACAAACCAUCUCUCAACUGUGGUCCCUUCAGCGGGCAAGAGAAGAUCUAUGACAUCGUGUCAGAGACGAUAGAGAAUGACUUCCCUGCAUGGUUUCACAUUGUGGUGGGACACAUCAGCAGCCCCGUGGUGAUACUCCCAGCCGUACUGCUUCUAUUCAUGCUCAUCUACUACCUUCAGAGCAUCGCCAGGUCCCUGAAACUCAGCAGCCAGCAGCUCAGGAUGCAGAUCCAAAACGCAAGAUCUGAAGACAAGAAAAAGGUUGCCCAGAUGGUAGAGGCCCUGGCCUCACCUAGUGAUACCAGGCAGGCAGGCCUGGCCACUGAAGCAGAUUCCAGAGUAAAGAUCCAAACUCGAAUCCAGACUCAUGAAGAAAGCACCAAGAGGCUUCUAAAGGAAGGUGACCUCAUCAGCCAGCUGUCCUCAGCAUACUUGGCAACGCCCCAAAAUAAUGGCACCAUGGUCAACUUUGACUCUCUGAGUAGCAAGAGCAUCAGGAUGGAGACGGUCACAAGGUCCCUGCCCCAGAGUCCUGGGCAAGGGUCCAGGGGCCCCUGCUCUCCUCUUCCAGGUGGAUCUAGAUCAAAGCCAGAACAGGACGCCAGCAGGAACCCACAUGGGCCAUGUGCCAGCACAGUCAACCUCCACAAGAACAGAUCCUACACAUCCGUGACACAGACACAGCCCCUCAAGGAUGUCCGCUCAGAGCCUCUUUCCCGAAAAGACUUUCAGCCAAUCAGACCUCGUUUCUGUGGGCCUGGGGUCUCUGCCUUGAUGACACAUGGCCACAGACCCCGUACUCCCAGAUACUAUGUUGUAAAUGAACGUGACUGUCACAGAAAGACCCACCCGACUUUUUGGCCAGAAAGGCAUUUCAAGAUAGAUGCCUUAGGCGACAUUGUGGAGCUGUACCCCAGGAACGUGCAGCGGUACAUGUCCUGGGCCCCCCACCAGCCUUGCUCACCACAACUGAGUGAAGAAGAGGAGGAGAUGCUGAGGGCAGAUUUGGCCCAAUGGUCGAUACCCCACGGCUCCCUGACAGACCUUCCUCGGGCUUCUCGUUUUUACACUAGCGACAGACCAGAAAGUGGGGCCAGAGACCCUGAGUACCAGCAAAGGAUGUACUACCGAUAUGGGGAUACUAGUCUUGACGGGCAACUUGAGGGGCCCACAUUUGUACACAAAAAGCCACGACCCAGGAAUGUCCAUUACCCACAGCAUCCUCUGACGCCCAGAGUCAAGGCCAAGUUCGAACCAUCCUUAACAGAAUCUGAUUCUGUGUCAGCAGCAUCCAGCAGUGACCAGCAGAACAGCAACAAUGACCAAUACCUGCAGGUCAUGUCCAGCCAAAGCAGAUUCCCAAGGUCUGCCAGCCAGCUGGGCAGGAGGAAGGCCAAGUCCAGGCAGGCACUGCCCACGGAUCUAAACGACCUAAUUUGUUCGAAUGUCUAGGCUUCUUUCAAUGUCCCUUCCUAAAGACUGGGUCUCUUUGGAAAGUAUUGGGAGCACACAGUCACACCCUUUCUGGAAGAGAGAACGUCUCUGGGGACAUUAGAGAUCUGUGGAGCUUCUUUAGGUGCUGCUACUGUCUGAGACCCUGGGGCUGUCACUUCCUAUUCAAUGGUGUGUGAGUGGCCACUCCUUGGCGCUUCCUUAUGGCUAGCACACAUCACCACAUCGGGCUGUCCCUUCAAGAAAACAUCAGGCCUUUGAUUCCAUUCAUAGUGGCUGGCCAUGCUCACUAGCAAGCUAAACAUCUCACCAGGACUGCGGAAACCAACCUUGACACUCUGUUUAUCUUCAGUGACGUGAGUGAGUGCUUUCUUUGGCCAUGUGCUCUUUCAACAUACAAGUAUCGACACUUCUAUAGUGAGCAACCUGAAGUGGCCACUCUUGAUGUGUUCACGGCAUUUAGUUUAUGAGGACAAUCAGUUUAGUAGUGGCCAGCGCAGUGCACCGCAAGCGUCUUUAACUCUGUAUUUAGCUAAUCAGGAUAUGGAUCAGAUAGGAGUCCAAAUUUAUACCUGGGGCUCCCUGGUUCACUUCACUGAGAAGGAUGGGGAUGGAGACUCAGUGUGCGCAGCUGGAAGUAGGGCUCCAACAUCCCUGAGAACGCCUGACUUCUCACCUCUUGACUCUUUGUGUUUGCUGACCCUGUUUUCCCCCACUGCCAACAGACUUCCUUCUGAUAGGAGGUGAAAAAUUCACAGCCUCGGAGAUGCCAAGCUGCUAGCCUUCACCCAGCAAGCCCAAGGGAAGGAGCCCAGCUGAUGUUCUCUACUUCCUGUUGGGUCUGCCCUCAAGGAGUUGUUCUCCGGAUCCUCUGAAUGACCUUGUGCAGGGCUUGGAAGCUGUUGUGCUCCAUCCCACAACUGGGUGCCCGGACUCCUAUUCCCAUAUCUCUUUUUAGACGCUCUGACUUCUAACAUUCCUGUCUCCUCUACUAUACCCCGAGUGGCUUUGGAACAAAAAUGGCACCAUGGUUCAACAUUCCCAGUAACUGGCACAUGAUAGAAACCACGCAUGUUUCCUAGCACUGCUCUCUAUCAGAAUAACAAAGGGAACUCUCUGCAGAUUGAAUUUCUCUGAAAACAGAGAGCAUCGCAUUGAUAAUCUCAUAGCACUGUAAACUGUGGGCACAUACACAGGAGCAAAGGUUUCACAAGCAAACGAAGCUUGCCUAAGCUGUUUCAGGCACUUCUCCAUGUCACUAAGAUCAACAACAAGGGUGGCACCAGCCCAAGGUCAGAGGGACGUUCUUGCACGUCUGUACAAAAUCGCAGCAGCCCUAGUGCCAGGUUGUGGUCGGGCCAAAUUUUGUGAUCAUUUUCUGUUAUUGGGCACAUGUGCACUGAUCUCCCCAUUCACAACCCCCACGCUCUGUUUACCUUCGUGCCAGUGCUCGACACAAGCAAGCUCGUCUUGACUCUCAGGAUUUUCACCCCAAGUAGCAAAGUGAGGGGCGAAGUCGAAGAGACACCAUGUAGAUGCCAACGGAGAAAGAUGCCAGCUGCCAGUCAGAACCUUACCGAUAGGCCACAGCCUCAUGGCGAUACACAGAUUAAUAGAAAUGGGUUAAUUUAAGAUGUAAGAGUUAGCUUGAAAUAUGCCUAAGCUAUUGGCCAAACAGUAUUGUAAUUAAUAUAGUUUCUGUGUUAUUAUUAGGGUCUGGGCAGCCAGGAAGCAAAUGAGCAGUAUCUGUCUACAUUAAGUCAAUGCUAUUACCCUACAUCUAUCACUGUAUUUAUCUGUAUUUUGAAAUCUAUUAUAGAAAUAUGCACAGAUGAAACUCCCUAUGACAGUUGUUUAGUAUUUCAUUAUUUGGAUGAGUUACAUAAUAUCUCUUCCUUUUCUUCACAAAGGAUAUUGGCUAUAUAAUAUCUCUUCCUUUUCUUCACAAAGGAUAUUAAAAUAAUUUCCUUAUCUUCCCAAUUUAAAAGGUGUACUAGCUGCGCUGUGGUGUUGCACGCCUUUAAUCCCAGCACUUAGAAGGCUGAGGUAGGCAGAUCUCUGUGCAUUUGAGGCCAGCUUGAUCUACAAGAGCUAAUUCCAGGACAGCUAGGACUGUUACACAGAUACACCCUGUCUCAAAAAACCAAAUAAAUAAAUAAAAUUAAAGGUGUACUAAUUUUUGUAUGUUUUCUUUGCAAGCUAUUAUUGAAGUUAUUAUUUCCUAUAAAGAGAAACCUGUGCUUGUUGAAGACAAUCAUAUCAGGCUUCCCCAGUUUCCUCUUUAUAAUUCUUUGCAAGCCCAGAUGUUGCAUCCCCUGCCUUGGCAGAUGACUGGAAUGUCUUCCUUACAGUCUCACCAAAAGCUUAUGUAAUUUCUGUCAAUCUGAUGGGAAAAAAUAAUAAAUCAAGUGGUUUUAAUUAC
Messenger RNA from Arvicola amphibius (Eurasian water vole), 5800 nucleotides. RefSeq names its product transmembrane channel like 3 (gene Tmc3). The record is from RefSeq and is a predicted model, not a curated record. The coding region runs from base 1 to 3378 and encodes 1125 amino acids. Gene Ontology annotation, cellular component: plasma membrane. The transcript has 24 exons. Gene Ontology annotation, molecular function: mechanosensitive monoatomic ion channel activity. NCBI's taxonomy places the organism in Eukaryota, Metazoa, Chordata, Mammalia, Rodentia, Cricetidae.